UUCCCAACUUUCUUUCCUUAAAAAGAAAAUUUUAUUGUUCUCUCUUGCAGUUGUUAGAGAAACCUUUCUCAUUUUCAUUUUGUGGUUGCCCGAAGAUUGUGGAUUUAUUAAAAUGCUUUCUUGAAUUUUUUGAAACUUCGAAAUUUAUGAAAUGUUUGUUGGGAUUGGAAUUUAUCAGUAGAUGUUUGUUAUUAUUAUUAUUAUUUUAUCAUACCCUAGAGUGUGAAGGUAUAUUUCAAAAUUUGCGGUUUUACAAAUUGACAAUUUCGUUCUCACCCUCGAUGUAUUCUAGACCUAAAAUGACAAAAUAAUAAUAAUAAUAAUAAUAAUAAUAAUAAUAAUAAAAGUUUGAAUUCCAUAAAUUUCUCAAAUUGAGAGUUAACCACCAUAUAUAUAGGUCAUGACUUGUCAAAUUUGUGGCCUUGUGCCCAGUGGAUUGCGAACAAACAAGAGAACAAGUGGAUUCUUCACUGUGGUAUUAUGGACUUCUCUCUCCAAUAACAAGCAAGUCAAUGGCCGUAUAAACAUUGGUUAUCUUAGUGACUCACAUUAUGUGCUCGGAUGCAAAAUGGAAGACAUGUAGUGCAGAGGACACAUGCGGUUGGGAAUAUGCCAUAAAAAGGGCAAACCCAGUGCGUGAGGCUCCCGGUAUUGUGGGGUCUCGGGCAGGUCAAAUGUACGCAGCCUUACAUCCUUAUGCGGAGAGGCUAUUUCUUUGUUUUGGACCCGUGACUCCAGGUUACUAUGGAGCAACUUUACCGUUGCGCCAAGGUUUGCCCUCAAAUAUGUCACUCCAUAGGUUCUUUAUAAUUAGGAAAAUGAUGUUGUGUAACUAAUGAGGUCGGAAGAGUUAACAGAAGUGGAUGAGAGAGGAGGAGAUAAGAAGACAUGAUGUGUUGAAUGAGGUUCAUUCGGCUUGUGUAGUCAGUCUAUUUUUUUCUGCUUCUAUAUACCAAAAUCUCUAUAAUUAGUAUUGAUGGAUCAUAAUAUUGGUGGAAAUCUAGUGGAUCGAUAAACAACCAAGAGAACAUAAUGGUGUUAUUUGGAAGCAAAGGCAACAAAAUUUUGGUAUUCAAACGACACUUUUGGUAGUUGAAGCUCUAGCAAUCCAUGAAGUGCUGGAAUCAGCUCGCCUUAGAAGUUUCUAAGUGAUGAAUUGAAAUGGUGAAAGCUCCUGCAGAUUAGUUGAUGUCCCAGACCUCUUGGUAUUCUCUCCUCUCAAAGUAUGUGGGGGUGGAAGUCUGAUUUCUGCCUUAUUGUUUAAAUUUCACCUAGCAUAUCAGGUUCAAAUAUUUUGAAUCAGUUAAAUGUGUCUUAUAAUAACUUGUGAGAGAAAAUACAAUGGAGCAACUAGCUCUGUAUCUGUGAACAUUACUACAUUUAAAGAGUCAUGGAUCAUAAUGUUAGAAAAAAAUGGAAUGGUGGAAUAUGAGUACUUUUACAAUUUUUUUUUCCUUUUCUAAAACAAUAAUUCUAGAAGACGUGCUAGUUAAAUUGAUUAGGUUGAUACUAGUGAAAUUGAUUCUGGUGGGGUGCACUAAGGGUUCCAGGCGUUUCAAAACCUGUGUCACUUAUUGACAAAAUGCCAUUCAAAUGAGACUUUUUAACCUCAAUUAAACGUGUCUUAUAAUAACUUAUAAGAGAAAACUCAAUUGAGCAACUAGCUUUGUAUUUUUGAACAUGAUUACAUUUAAAAAAUUAUGGACCAUAAGGUUAGGAAAAAAUGGGAUGAUGGAUUAUGAGUACUUUUACAAUUUAUUUAUUUUCUAAAACGAUAAUUCUAGAAGAUUUGCUAGUUAAAUUGAUUAGAUUGAUACUAGUGAAAUUGAUUCUGGUGGGGUGCAUUAAGGGUUCCAGAUGUUUCAAAACCUGCGUCACUUGUUGAGAAAAUUCCAUUCAAAUGAGACUUUUAAACCACACGCUAACUCCCCAGGUAGAUUCCAAGUCAAGUCAGGAGUAUUUUUUAAUCUUGAAUGAAAGUCUGUUCCUCCACUACCAGACGGUUUCUUUGAAUAAAAUCUAUGAUAAAAUGUGAAAGAGAAUGAAUAUGAACAACCAACACUGAUAAUAAUUCACCUCUGUUGCGGUCUUCUCUUCCCCAGUCUAAAUGCCAUUCUGAACUUCUUCAGUUCUUCUCUUCAUUUUUGAUCACAUGAUCAUGAAUAACUUCAUUGCAAUUGCCGUGCUUCUCUUGCUUUGGUUUCUAUUAGCAGCCACUUCCAACUUGAGCUUAAGUGAUGGACAACUAGGUGUUAUUUGCAGUGAAAAUGAAAAAAGAGCCCUUCUAAGCUUCAAACAAGGUCUGACUGAUCCUGCAAACAGGCUAUCAUCAUGGUCUGUUCAUCAAGACUGUUGUCAAUGGACAGGAGUCCGCUGCGACAAUGUAACAGGCAGAGUCAUUGAGCUCCACCUCCGCAACCCAUAUGACACCAACAAUUAUGAAUCUUACAAGAUGUACAAGUUGGGUGGCAAGAUUACUUCCUCAUUGCUCGAAUUAGAAUUUCUAAGAUACUUGGACUUGAGCUGGAAUGAUUUUGAAGGCAUGAGUAUUCCAAGUUUCUUAGGUUCUAUGAGAAGUUUAAGAUCUCUGAACCUCUCAACAGCAUUAUUUGAGGGGUCAAUUCCUCAUCAGCUUGGAAAUCUCUCAAGCCUUCUCUAUCUUAAUCUUGGUGAAAAUAGACUUUAUGUUGAUAAUCUUGGUUGGAUUGCUCGUCUUUAUUCCUUGGAAUAUCUUGACAUGAGUAGCGUUGAUCUUCACAAGGCAACUGAUUGGCUUCAAGUGGUGAGCAUGCUUCCUUCCCUUUCAGAACUUCAUUUUGCCAAUUGCCGACUUGACAAAAUGAUUCCACCUCUUGGUUGUGUUAAUUUUACGUCUCUUGAAGUCCUUGAAUUUUCUGAGAACUUUUUCAGUUGCAAGAUACCAAAUUGGCUGUUUAAUCUCAGUAGUCUUCUUUCUCUUGAUCUGAGCUUCAAUUUUCUACACGGUCACAUACCAAGUAGUAUACGAAAUCUUCGCACAUUGAAAAAUCUAUAUUUGCAGGACAGUAAUAUCACUGGGCAAAUCCCAGAUGACAUUGGCCAGCUGAAACAUCUUGAAUAUCUUUUCCUUUAUAUGAACUCAUUGUCUGGUCCCAUUCCUGUAUCUAUUGGAAACUUAUCAUCCUUGAGGGUGAUGUAUCUUUCAAGAAAUCAACUGCAUGGCACUCUUCCAAAGAGUAUUGGGCUUCUUCCAAAUCUUGAGAUCCUAUUCAUUGGAUAUAAUACCUUAGGAGGCAUUGUUUCUGAAGUGAAUUUUGCUACACUCUCAAAACUGAAGGCUCUGGAAAUGUCUUCAAACUCUUUCAUCUUCAAUUUCAGCUCCAACUGGUUUCCUCCCUUUCGAAUUGAGUAUAUUGCAAUGAGUUCCUGCAAGAUGGGUCCAAAGUUCCCGGCAUGGCUACGAACACAAACUUCUCUUAAGCAGUUAGACAUUUCGCGUUCGGGAAUUUCUGAUGUAGCUCCAUACUGGUUUUGGAAUUUGGCUUCACAUAUGGAAUUGGUCAAUCUCUCUGAGAACAGGAUCAAUGGUGACAUAUCAACUGUGUUGCUAAAUUCUAGUGUCGUUGAAAUGAGUUCAAACUACUUCAAAGGUCAGUUGCCCCGUCUAUCUCCAAAUGUUCAAGUGUUGAAUAUGGCAAAUAACACUCUUUCCGGACCUAUUUCCUCUUUUCUGUGCCGGAGGGUGAAUAGAAACAAAAACUUGGAGGUUCUGGACAUGUCAAAUAACAAUCUAUCAGGUGAACUUUCUAACUGCUGGAUGUAUUGGCAAUCGUUGACCCAUUUAAACUUGGGGAGCAAUAAGCUGUCCGGUAAAAUUCCUACUUCAAUGGGUUAUCUAUCUAAACUCAAAUCAUUACACUUGCAUGACAAUAGCUUCUUUGGGGAGAUACCCUCAUCAUUGCAAAACUGCACAGUGUUGGGGCUCAUUGAUUUAGGUGAAAAUGAAUUUACAGGAGUCAUACCAAGUUGGAUGGGAAAAAGAACUACUCUAAUGGUUGUUCGCUUGAAAUCUAAUAAAAUAACUGGCAAUAUUCCUCCUCAAAUAUGUCAGCUUUCUUCUAUUAUAGUUCUGGACUUUGCCAACAAUAGCCUAUCAGGAACUCUUCCAAAAUGUUUGAGUAAUAUCAAUGCGAUGGCUGUAGCAGAUACUUCAGAUUCUGUUUAUUUUGAUGCUUUAGAGUAUACGUAUGACUAUGGUUCCUACAUCGAGACACUCUGGUUGGUCACAAAAGGGAGGGACUCAGAGUACAAAAGCAUUCUUAAACUUGUUAGGAGCAUAGACCUUUCAAGUAAUGGCCUGUCUGGACCAAUCCCUCCUGAGCUAUCACGUCUUCAUGCAUUACGUUUUUUGAACUUGUCCCAUAAUUACUUGAUGGGAAAAAUACCAGAUAAAAUUGGAGACAUGACAAUAUUGGAAUCCCUUGAUCUUUCGAAAAACUUUUUGUCAGGUGAAAUUCCUCAGAGCAUGUCUAAUUUGACAUUUCUUAAUUACUUGAAUUUGUCAUACAACAACUUGUCCGGAAUAAUCCCUUCAAGUACCCAGCUUCAGAGCUUUGGUGAAGCUAGUUUCAUAGGCAAUGCUGAACUUUGUGGGGCUCCACUCACAAAAAACUGCACAGAAGAGGAAGAAUCUCAAAGUGCAACUCAUGUUGGCCCAGACAAAGAAGAGUCUGAAAUGUUUUGGGUUUAUAUAGGGAUGGGACCUGGAUUUGCUGCUGGCUUUUGGGGAGUUUGUGGUGUUCUUUUCUUUAAGAGGACCUGGAGGCAUGCUUAUUUUCAGUUUCUUGAUGCCAUGAAAGACCGGAUCUACGUGUCCACGCUGCUACAAAUGAACUGGUUUUGCAAGAAGUUUAAGAGAUUGGGCUGAUGUCCAGUGAAAGGCAUCAAUUAAAAAUUUAAAGGUAAGCAUGCAUACUCAACUCUCCCUGUACCUCAGUAUUAUCCCAUUGUGGACUUCCAACAUCCCAAAUGCGAAGAUAAAGAGAAACUACUUAGCCUAAUGCCCUGGUGGCCUAUUAAUUCUCUAAUCGCCAUAUCAUUGGCUUUAAUCUAGUUAUUUCACAUAUACUAAUUAUGCCAUACCUAUAAAGGAAUUAUUAGGGUGCGCCAAUUAUGAGAUUUAUGACCUUGUUAGCUCUCACAAAUUUGUUUGUGUGUUCACAACAUGAUCAUGAUCGCAUGCGCAUCAAGGCAAUGCCUCGAAUGCUAUGUGCAUGCACCAGAAUACAAGCUUGAUGAAACUGAUUACAUGGUGAUGGUCCGGUCUUUCCCGUUAAGAAGUUCCUUCUAAGUUGUUAUAUGACGUGUAUCGUUAUGGUAGAUGUCAUCUGACAUGAGAGUUUCUUUUUUGUUGUAGCAGCUGCAGUUUGAGAGUUCUAGGAUAUUUUUUUUAGUUAGUAUUGAGAGUUCUAGGCUUUUGGAUAGAAGAAAUACCAUAAAUUUUUAGAUGGAUGCCAUAAGAAAAACUCCUUGGAGUCUAUGAAUCGAUUGUGGACAGCUUUCUUCAAUCAUUUUUGAUGCGUUGUUACAAGUAAUACCGACACAAGGGUAUUACAGACACUAGUCUGCCUUUGUCCAAGUGGUUUUGGGUCUUAACUCUUAAGCUCCAGAUCAAGUUUUCAAGACCGGUAGAGAGAAGAAAGGAAAAAAAAUAUCGACACAGGAGUGAAAGAGACCACCAAGAGUUGUAGCCUAGUCUCGCCUUCCAAAGUUGAAGGUCGAGGGUUCAAGUCUCCAUAGGAACAAAGUGGGUACGUGAGUUUCAAAACGGAAAAAAAGGAGUGUGAGGGUUUUACAAAUCUGGAGUGAUGAACUGAAGCACUUGCAAAUGACUUUUCUUGCACUAUA
Molecule: messenger RNA, 5886 nt
Organism: Cornus florida
Lineage: Eukaryota; Viridiplantae; Streptophyta; Magnoliopsida; Cornales; Cornaceae
Product: receptor-like protein EIX2
Exons: 2
Coding region: 2153-4906 (917 amino acids)
Molecular function (GO): protein binding
Source: RefSeq, a predicted model, not a curated record